Molecule: messenger RNA, 546 nt
Organism: Odocoileus virginianus texanus
Lineage: Eukaryota; Metazoa; Chordata; Mammalia; Artiodactyla; Cervidae
Source: RefSeq, a predicted model, not a curated record
AUGCAGGACCAAACUGAAGGAGCUGAGAGGGGGGUCGGAAAGGCAGAUGGAGAGGGCUGCAGGAGACUUUUCUAGCAGCAUCUCUGGCCAUCUCAGUAACCUGCUGCUUACGGAAGUGUGAGGGCUCCUCCUGAGAAGCCGCCCCGGAAGGCUCUGUUCUGCGUCCUGGCCCUCGAGGCUCACUGCACGUGCCCCGGGGCAGCCAUGGAGACCUUCUGCGAGACGGUGCAGUUUUACCUGAGGCACCUGGAGGACAGCGUGUACCCCGUGAUGACUGAGGACCAGUUUGCACUGAAGCUGUUCCCCAUGUAUCGCUACUUCGUGACGGUGUGGCUGCGGAACAACACCCCAGAGGUGAAGCUGGGGGUCAUCAAGUCCCUGAAGCCCAUGCUGAACCUCCUCCUGCCCAGCGAUGCCCUGCGGGACCAGGUGUACGACUCCAUCCCUCUGCUGCUGGCGGGGUACCAGGGCAGCCUGGAGGCGCUCUUUAUCACGUGGGUGAGGGGCCUGGGCUGGGGGCUCAGGGACACUGGUCCUUGGAUGUAA